AUGAGCGCUGGUGGGUAUCGGUUCAUCGACGCGUCUUCACCAGCAAAUGCUAGCGAUCCAAAAGGAAUUGAUGGCAGCAUAAACACCAGCAGGAACAACCCAUCAUUGAAAAUCCUUGUUGCGAACACCUGGCAGAAUUUAAGUUCCGGCUCCGGCUCUGGCCAUAAGCCGUUCCAAAGCAACGCGAGCUACAUGUCAACGCCUCAGAGCCUGACAUCACCGAUUACUCGACACGAUUCGAGCUGCGUAUCUGCCAUUACGGGCGCCGGCUGCAAGUCAAAUAUUUUGGUAAAGAACGGCCGCGAUCCGCGAAGCAGCACGCAUGGCCGUUCGUGGCGUGAGAAGCAGCAGGACGCCCUUGGCUUGUGGUUUUUGCGCACGCCUUUAUUCGAGCAUGACUCUUGCUCAACUCGCAGCCCUUCCAAAUGUGUGAUUGUCGUUUCGGAUAUGACUCCACUUGUGACAUCGGAAAGGCUGCGCACGCACUUUAUGACCUACGGAGCGGUGGGUACCAUUCGCCUGGGCUAUGACCCAUCCACAGGAAUGAGUAUGGGUAUUGCACGGGUGGAGUUUGUGUUAUCUCCAAGUGCGCCGCAUCCACGCUUAGCCGCAGCCGACGCAAUCAGACAGGGCCAGAUGGUCCAAGCCGGAGACCUGCCGGCAACAGUGGCCCUGGACCUUGGCGGCCACUUUGACGAGCUGCAACAGGCGUUCUUACGCAGAGCCAGGGAACUAUCCCGGCACAAUUCGGGCGACGGCGACGGCGACAGCGCCAGUGCAGGCGCAGGUGUAGAUUCAAUUGCAGCAUGGUCUGCGCCUCAGCGGCCAGCGUCACCGUCGCCCGGAGUCGACAAUGGCGACAUGUCAUUUUCUCGCCGCUCGCACCCUGGUAUAAGUGCAAUUAGGGUGCCCCGCUCGAGUAUAUCCUUUUCUCAGAACACAGAGAGCGACGUGAUGCGCCAUUUUGAGCGCUUCCGACCGACCGGUAUUGUGCGCGAUGGCGGAUACUGGUACGUGUUGUUCAACUCGGACAGGGAUGCACACAGAUGCCAGCGACUCAGCGAUAAACAGCGUUUUGCCGGGCAUCCAAUUGAUGUCGAUAUUUACGAGCCAGCAGACAGGACCCGGUUGGCCGAGUUGGAUGCCCUGUCCACCAGGCAGUUAUCGCAGCAGCAGCAGUUGCCACCAUUGUCAUUGUCAUUGCCGCGACCACAGGCGCCUGUGGUGCCUGGCCAGCGCGCAGCUACUGGGCUUGAUUUGGAAAUCAGCAGCAGCAGCACACCGUCGCUGGGUCCUAGCCGGAGCCAAGGACUGGAGGCACGCAUGUUUGAAGAAUCUGACCCCGAGCUGCAUGAGCUCACUCACGAGCUGUUGCUGCGCGAAUUGUCCGGCGCCUUUUUGCAAGACUUGCAACGGCAGCGGCUGCAUGCGUUGAUAUCCGAUUUUCUGCGGACGCCUAAGACCCACACAGCCAUUGGCGGCUCUGGUCGCCCAACAGAGGUUAGGGGCGCGAUCUGCAAGCAGCAGCCUGUAGACACCGCAUCAAUGCUCAAGCGGAUGGCGAGAAAGAGUGCACUGAGCAGCGAGAUGACAAAGCCCAUAACCGCCGUCUUGGCAGAGCUCCCAAGCUUCCGCCGAGGUGCUAACGGAAAGACAUCGUCUCUGUCUCACAAGGCUGAAAGCGCCAAGGAAGCUGGGCGAGAGCGCACGCCGAAAAGAGCUUUGCCGCGGGGUCGUUCAAUGGACUCCAACGAAUCUGCAUCCGCGUCUAAUUCUGCCUUUAGCGACGGCGAUGACUCUGAUGCGCCGUUUGAAGGCAGCAGAAAUACCAUGCGUCGACGCCUGGUGAGCAAGGGCACAACCAAACCUCCAAACAUUGUACGUGGGCUUGGCAGCUCGGACGCUGAGCCGCACAAGAUCAGCAGUGCGACUGCGCGCCAGCCCACAAGACGGCAUGCGCUGGACAGCGACGGCUCGGCAUUUGGCGAUUAUUCAAGCGACGAGGAUGAGGCCCGAGCUCAGGAUGACGACGGCGACGACAAUGCUAAUGACAAUUACAAUGAGGACAUGGGUGACUUGGCUAUUGUCCCGCAGCGGAGGGGCAAGAAAAGGGCACUCGAAUCCAAGCAACCCAAGAAGGUGGUCCCGCAAAAGCGCGCUAGGCGAGUCAGCCAGAUGCCAGUUGUUGAGUCGUCCCAACCCGGGACGCCACUUGCAGGGCUGCUGGGCAUGCAAACACAAACGCGGAUUGACGAGGACAUGGCGCCUGAUGUGCCGGUGCACUCAACAGGAUCGGCGCGCACCGAGGGAUAUUAUCCGAUCAAUUCUAAAAUGAAGGGCGUCUACUUGCCGCAGCUGCAUUCACAGCUGCAUUGGGCCGCUAGCUUUUUUGGCGGCACUGAUGCAGCUGUCGCGUCGCGGCUGCGCGGGUUUGCCGAGAAAUCCAAGGGGGCGAGUAGCAAUGGUCGCGGUGUCGGUGCCAGCGGCGCAUCGGCCGACGGCACAGCCCGUAGCACUCGUGGCGGGGGCUCUAGCAUGAGUGAGGCCAGCCUGUACUACUCGCUUUCCCAUGCCAGCAUGGGCUCAUCGUCGCGCACACAUCGUGCGACAAAUAGGAAGCUGCGGGCCGAGUUCAGCAUGGGCAUCCGCAGCAUGGGCGAGGGCAGCAGCGGUGCGGCAGGCGGUAAUGUACCGGGCGGCAGCAGCGGUCUGGCUGGGGAUGGCAGCACCGGCAGCAGCGGCAGCAUUGUCGGCAGCGGCGGCGACGGCGGGUCAGAUCUCUUGAGGUUUAACCAGCUUGAGUCACGGACAAAGCGGCUUCGUUUUUCCAAAAGCGCCAUCCACGACUGGGGGCUGUUUGCCUCGGAGCCGAUAUUCCAGGGUGAGUUUGUGAUAGAGUAUAUAGGCGAGCGCAUUCGAGCGCAACUGGCAGAUCUGCGCGAGGAGCACUACGAGCGCGAGGGCAUCGGCAGUAGCUACCUGUUCAGAGUUGACGACGAGACAGUAGUCGACGCUACAAAGUGUGGUAACGUCGCACGUUUUGUCAACCAUAGCUGUGAGCCCAACUGCAUUGCCAAGACAAUUGUGGCCGACGGCACGAAACGCAUUGUGAUUUACGCCAGCCACGACAUUCAGGUGGGCGAGGAGGUCACCUAUGAUUACAAGUUCCCACCCGAAGAGGACAAGAUCCCUUGCUUGUGCGGUGCUGCUAACUGCCGUGGCUAUCUAAACUAA
Molecule: messenger RNA, 3234 nt
Organism: Kickxella alabastrina
Lineage: Eukaryota; Fungi; Kickxellomycota; Kickxellomycetes; Kickxellales; Kickxellaceae
Exons: 2
Coding region: 1-3234 (1077 amino acids)
Cellular component (GO): Set1C/COMPASS complex
Molecular function (GO): histone H3K4 methyltransferase activity; RNA binding; protein binding
Source: RefSeq, a predicted model, not a curated record